UAAGUGUCAAUGUGAGGUGCCGUGUUUUCUGAAAGGAGAUGUUUAUGUAACAUGGAUGGAAGGAGUCUCCAGUGUCAGAGCUUUUAGCAGUCAGAGGUAAAGCUGUAAGUUUUCAGCAUCUUCAGGAUGGACGAGUUUGUGAUUUUAUUUUCACAAAAUCUGGAAAAGAAAUCGAGUUGUGUAACUGAAGGUAUUUGUGAAUCCACAACUGUGAAAGAUUGCUGAAUAAAUCCAGAUGUUUGCAGAUGGUGAUUUAUUUGGAAUCGUGCCAUGCUGGAUCGAUGCUGGACAAGCUCUCAGACUCAAACGUGUAUUCGGUCGGCUCCUGCGGUCCUGAUGAGUACGCGUACGCUUGGUGCUGGGAUGAGGAAAGAAACACGUUUCUGGCUGAUGUUUUUACUUCGUACUGGCUGCACCACACCGAGAGCUCCAAUCUCAGCUUGACUUCGUUUGAGGAUCAGUAUUCGUACGUGAAGGAAAACGUUCGCAACGCCGUGAAAAAGAGAAGAGGGAAGAUUCAGACGCCGAGUAACUACGGGUGCAAGGGAAUGCUGAAGGUAAUGCUGAGUGAAUUUCUUGGUGACUCAGUCAGCGAGACCCUCACGUCCCAGCCCCUGAAUGCUUCAGUGUCUGAUAUAGCAGAUGCUGCAGAAGUUCCCCUGAUAAUCCAAGAAAACAGGAUUACAAAAGAACAGGACCCGGAAAAACGUCAGGUCCUGGAAAAGCAAUACAACAAUCUGAUUAGAAAAAGGAUGAUGAUGGAUGAGGUGCUGCAGAAGAUUGCUGACCGCAUUGGAGCUUUAGGAGCUCUACUUGAAAAACGUGAGGUGACUCGUACCUAUGAGCUCAAAGUGGUGGCUGAGCAUUUCAAGAAAAUCCUCUUUAACUGGGAGGAGGAGCAGUUUGUUGUCACUCGUUCUCACCUGCAGGUGUUGGUGAAUCUGUGCGAGUGUGGCUUGGAGGUUCAGAGCAUCACUGAAGCCAUUACUCACGUGAGCCAAGAGAUUACGUUCUGAAGAAAUCACACACUUCUUCACAAUCUUCAGAGUAUUCCUAUUAAAUUACAUAUUCAUCUGAAAUUCUUUAUUGUGACUAAAAUCACAUCUCUGCCAAGAUUCAGAAUAAAAACCUU
Molecule: messenger RNA, 1132 nt
Organism: Silurus meridionalis
Lineage: Eukaryota; Metazoa; Chordata; Actinopteri; Siluriformes; Siluridae
Product: legumain-like
Exons: 7
Coding region: 246-1016 (256 amino acids)
Biological process (GO): vacuolar protein processing
Molecular function (GO): cysteine-type endopeptidase activity
Source: RefSeq, a predicted model, not a curated record